AUGAAUACUCUCGCUGCCCCUUUCGGUUAUGCAAGGAGACUUUCUGGGAGAAUUGCUUGGGAGCCGUUUGUUGGGGUCUGUAUGCGGGCGGUUCUUGCGCUGCUAAGUAAGAUUGAGGAUGGGAGGUUAGUUGUCACUUUUAUGGAUGGGAGACGUGAGGUUUUUGGUGGCGGUGGGGUGCCGCAGGUGGAAAUCACGGUUCUGAAGGAGAUGUUCUGGGUUAGACUGUUUUUGUUUGCUGAUUUGGUAUGUUUACUGCUCUGUAUGUUAGUCUAUUGGUUGGUAGAGAGGAGGAGGGGGAGGAGGAGGAGGAGAAGCUGAUAUUUUGAAAAGGGAUUCUCAGAAGCGUAUAUGCUGAGAGAAGUAGAUUGUAGUGAUCUCGUGGGAUUCUUUCAAGUAUUUCCAUACCGAUAGAAAAGCAAUCGAGCAAGCGAAUCAAGCAAGAAAGCUAACAAAGUACCUCAGAUAUUCGUACAAAACCGCCCCUACCUCUCCAGCACGAGCACGAUCUCCUCAAUCCUCACAAACCCCCUACCAUCGCUCCUGAGAAGCACCAAUACCCUCCAAAACUCCCUUCUGAAUGUCUCCGCACACUACGACAUCUCUAACGAGAUAUUCGCGGCAUUCCUCUCGCCAGACAUGACCUACUCCUGCGGCAUAUUCUCCCCCACACCAGCUGACCCGCCGGCCACCGCCACCACGGGGGAGCUAGAAGCAGCUCAGUACACCAAGCUCACUCGGCUAAUCGUACUCGCAAAGAUCAAGCCCACGGACCACGUCCUCGAGAUAGGCACCGGCUGGGGAAGUUUUGCCAUCCAGGCCGUGGCCGGAACUGGAUGUCGGGUCACCUCCAUAACACUGUCCCUGGAGCAGAAGACCCUCGCGGAGGAGCGAAUCGCGGCAGCAGGCAUGACGGGUAAAAUUACUGUGCUGCUCUGCGAUUACCGUGCGCUGCCGGUUCCGGAGAAGAGGUUCGAUAAAAUCGUUAGCAUAGAGAUGCUCGAAGCUGUCGGCGGGGAAUAUCUAGAAAGAUAUUUCCAAGUGGUGGACUCCAUGCUGAAGAGGAAUGGCGGGAUCGCCGUGUUCCAGUGCAUUACUAUGCCCGAGGCUGUAUGAUAAGUAUCUAUCAAGAGUUGUGACCCCGGUCAUGGCUGAUCAUUCGCAGAGACACGAAACCUAUACUAGUGGAAAUGAGUAACCAGCCCUCCCUCCUGAAUUUUACCAAUCAAGAAAGUCAAUAUCGCUAACAAAAGACAGCUUUAUCAGGAAAUACAUCUUCCCGGGUGGGUACCUCCCCUCGAACUCCCAGCUUGUAAACGCUAUCAGCAAGGGUAGCAAGGGAAACUUGGUCCUCGAGUCCCUCGAGAACAUUGGUGGCCACUACGCUAGAACCCUCCGUGUCUGGAGGGAGAACUUCCUUGCCACUUUCCACGAUCGGAUUGCCCCGGCUUUGAGAAAGGAGAAUCCGGAGAUGAGUGAGUUGGACGUUGGUGUUUUCAAUAGGAAAUGGGAGGUGGGUGCUUUUUUCCUUUCUGGAAAUAUUUAGAAGAGGCCAGCAUGAUUGAUAUGAGAUAGUACUAUUUUUCCUAUUGCGAGGCCGGGUUCAGGGCCAAGAUCCUGAACGAUAUUAUUUUUACUGUAGCGAGGGAAGGCUCAAUGGAGCUAUAUGAGGGCAUUCCUUUGUGAUUCACUUUUUUUUCUUUCCAUCCUUUCACGUUUCCGCUUCUUUCGUUGUUGCCGAUCGACAGCUGUCAAUACAUGAUAGAUACCCUUGCGGAUUUUUCUUUUUUUAAAAAAAAAGAAAGCAAAAAGGUCCGAUGAUGGAAUUUGAGAUUACUAGGAACCGCAACUAGUGAGAAAUUACUACCAUUAACAAACCAGCUGGCUAAAAUCCCAACUCCAAUAUAAACAGAAGCGAAGGCUGAAGAAUGUUGAAUUGAAACCACGACAAAAAUGUAGCAAUACUUAAGCCCGCUUUUUCUUUUUCUUAUUCUUCCCACUUGACUUGGCGGAUGUACUCUUUGGCGUUUUUGGUCUAUGCAAAAUUUCAAACUCAUCGCGGAACUUUCUGUAGAGUAACAUGCAAGCUCGUGCGUCCUCGAUCUGUCCACUCAUCCAUUAGCCCUCACCAUCAAGAUGGAAGGAAGGACGACAAACGCUAGAAUGCUCCCCCCCCUGAAUCUCGAUCCCCAGCACUUGGCUGGCAAGCUUCUUCAGUCCGGGUGUACGCCCAGCACUCAACUUUCUGAAUCCGGGAUGUCGACUGGUAUCGCGAAUGUCCCUCCUCGGAUGGCUCAACAAUAACACCUCGAGAUCAUGCUUAACCGAGUGCCCCACAAGAACUCUGUCCAUGAGGAUAGUGGAUACUUCUUUUUGUACGUCUUUGAAUUCCCUCGCUACCCAUGUCGUUAGCCAAGCUGCUGCUGCGCUGCAAGAAAGAACGGGGGAGGGCACCGUGGGCCAUAUGCGCAGGCGUAACGCCGCUAAUCCAACUCCUCCAAUCCGUAACUUUCUCCUUUGGUCGCACAAACGUGUCUAGGAUUACGUGCCCGUGGUAGUUGACUAUCGAAACUCUGGCAAGCACGGAGCGCUCGUUCGUGGGGCCGCCCACGCCAACCAUUUCGCAGUCGAGUGAGAUGUAUUUUCCGGCUUCGGUUGCUGAGGACGACCCGGACGCCUCAAGGGGGAGUGGAAGAGUGGUGCUGGUUAAUGGUAGACCGUACGCUUUUUGCAGAUCUACGGGGGAGAUGUCAUUAUCUUCCGCCCAGAGUGCCAGCGUCGCGGAGGCUGGUUUUGCGGUGGCGGUGGACACUUCUGGUGCUUUCGACGUUGGUUUUGGUUUUGGUUUCAGUUCAGAAGCUAGUCGUGCAGGGGAAGAGUUUGUAGAGUUGGUUAUUGUAGUGGUGGUAGUCGAGUUACAUGGGGUUCUGUACCGUAUGUGUUAGCAUGACAUCCCAUUACGCAUUGGGUAUGGAGAUGCACUGUUUGAGCUCACCUUGCCACCUUUGCCUUUUUCGCACUUGUGAUUGUGGAGUUGUUGCUGGUGGUGGCGGGGCUCGCGGCCGAUGAAGACUUGCGCUUUGGGGGGUCGGUGGGCGUGGUGGACGUGUUGGAUGCGGCCCUACUUAACGUCCUCUGGAGCUGCUUCCAGUUUCUUGAAAGCGAAGUACCGGUAGUUGCCAUUGUUAGCGAUUAAACGGUAAGACCCUUUGUGGUUC
This is a messenger RNA of Tuber aestivum (summer truffle), 3218 nucleotides long. NCBI's taxonomy places the organism in Eukaryota, Fungi, Ascomycota, Pezizomycetes, Pezizales, Tuberaceae. The record is from the annotation of a GenBank genome assembly.